Messenger RNA from Xenopus laevis (African clawed frog), 1813 nucleotides. RefSeq names its product 7-dehydrocholesterol reductase S homeolog (gene dhcr7.S). Bases 162 to 1583 code for a protein of 473 amino acids. The transcript is spliced from 8 exons. Gene Ontology annotation, biological process: sterol biosynthetic process; cholesterol biosynthetic process; brassinosteroid biosynthetic process. Lineage: Eukaryota; Metazoa; Chordata; Amphibia; Anura; Pipidae. The record is from RefSeq and is a predicted model, not a curated record. Gene Ontology annotation, cellular component: membrane; endoplasmic reticulum membrane. Gene Ontology annotation, molecular function: 7-dehydrocholesterol reductase activity; oxidoreductase activity, acting on the CH-CH group of donors; oxidoreductase activity, acting on the CH-CH group of donors, NAD or NADP as acceptor.
UUCGUUCUAUUGGUUGAGGGCGAGUGUGCGACACUAGUGGGAGGGGCCUGGAGGCAGCGACACAGAGGAGAGGAGGCUGCACUUACACCAUUCUGCUCUCACAAAGGAACUGCAUGGGGACAGCUGCUGGGGCCACAUAAGCGCCACACAAAGAGCAGAAAAUGGGAGAGCGGAGAAGAGCGAAUGCAUCCAGGGGGGACAAGAAAGUGGCCAAUGGAGAAAAGCAACAUGUGGGCCAGUGGGGCAGAGCUUGGGAAGUCGAUUACUUCUCAUUGGCCUCAGUCAUAUUCCUGUUGGCGUUUGCUCCGCUGAUAGUCUACUACUUUGUCAUGUCGUGUGAUCAGUACCAGUGCGCCCUCACCGCCCCAGUCCUGGACCUAUACUCUGGCAAAGCGCGGCUGUCCGACAUCUGGGACAAGACUCCCGCACUCACCUGGACUGCCGUCAAGAUCUACCUAGCGUGGGUCUCUUUCCAGGUGUUCCUGUAUAUGUUCCUUCCUGAUAUCUUACAUAAAUUUGUGCCUGGUUACGAGGGAGGAGUGCAAGAAGGAGCAAGGACUCCUGCUGGCUUGAUAAACAAGUACCAAGUCAACGGACUGCAGGCCUGGACUAUUACCCACCUCCUGUGGUUUGCCAAUGCUUACCAUUUCCACUGGUUCUCCCCAACCAUUGUCAUUGACAACUGGAUCCCGCUGCUGUGGUGCGCCAAUCUCCUGGGCUAUUCUGUUGCCACCUUCGCUUUGGUGAAAGCCAACUUCUUCCCCACUAAUGCCAACGACUGCAAAUUCACAGGCAAUUUCUUCUACGACUACAUGAUGGGCAUUGAGUUCAACCCCCGCAUUGGAAAGUGGUUUGACUUCAAACUGUUCUUUAAUGGGCGACCCGGGAUCGUCGCCUGGACCUUAAUUAACUUGUCGUAUGCUGCCAAACAGCAAGAGCUCUACGGGCAGGUCACCAACUCCAUGAUUCUGGUCAAUGUUCUUCAGGCAAUCUAUGUAGUGGACUUUUUCUGGAACGAAUCCUGGUACCUGAAGACUAUUGACAUUUGCCAUGACCACUUUGGCUGGUAUCUGGGAUGGGGAGAUUGUGUCUGGUUGCCCUACCUCUAUACCCUACAGGGUUUAUAUCUGGUGUACAACCCAGUUGAGCUCUCUACCACUGCUGCCGUUGCAGUCCUCCUGCUCGGUUUGAUUGGCUAUUACAUCUUCAGAAUGACCAAUCACCAGAAAGACCUCUUCCGACGCACUAACGGCAACUGCAAGAUCUGGGGGAAGAAGCCUAAAUCCAUCGAAUGUUUUUACGUGUCAGCGGACGGCAAGCGACACUACAGCAAGUUGAUGAUUUCAGGGUUUUGGGGGGUGGCGAGGCAUUUAAACUACACAGGAGAUUUAAUGGGGUCCCUGGCGUACUGCCUGGCCUGUGGCUUUGACCACCUCCUGCCUUACUUCUACUUCAUCUACAUGACCAUCUUGCUGGUGCACCGCUGCAUAAGGGACGAACACCGCUGCUCGAGUAAAUACGGGAAGGACUGGAAGCUUUACACCAGCGCCGUGCCCUAUAGGUUACUCCCCGGACUCUUCUAAGAGAGGCCCAAUAACAUUUCAAGAAAGAUUAAGUCACAGAUUUUAGUGUGGACUUUAACUAAAGACUGAAAAACAUUAAAAACACAUGGAUUUUAGAUUUUUGAACUUUUUUGGCCUUAAAACUUGAAAAUGGUUCACGGAUUUUACUGUAUAACUGUUUUACCGCCUCACCUUUCUUUCCUAGAGCACCGGCCCCUCCAAAUAAAGAGGAUUCUGUUAUUUUUCUUGGA